Diaporthe citri is the source of this 1080-nucleotide messenger RNA. RefSeq lists its product as uncharacterized. The record is from RefSeq and is a predicted model, not a curated record. The coding region runs from base 1 to 1080 and encodes 359 amino acids. NCBI's taxonomy places the organism in Eukaryota, Fungi, Ascomycota, Sordariomycetes, Diaporthales, Diaporthaceae. The transcript has a single exon. Gene Ontology annotation, molecular function: nitronate monooxygenase activity.
AUGGCUGCGGAACUGUUAGCACGCUACCCUUGGGUAUCACGGCCCUUCAUUGCCAGUGCCCCGAUGCGCGUCAUGUCGGGGCCAGCGCUGGCCGUCGCCGUGUCCCGCGCGGGCGGCUUGGGAUUCAUCGGGCCCGCAGCCAACACACAAGACAUCAGUGUCAACCUCGAGGAGGCGUCUAGACUGGUCAACAACGCGCGCACGUCUUCGCCUUCGUCUAUGUCAAACUUGUUUCCACCGGCGAGUUCUUGCCUCCCGGUCGGCAUCGGCUUCCAGCUAUGGGCAGACGACGUCAACGCAGCCGCCGCCAGCAUCGAGAGGUUCAAGCCCUGCGCAGCCUGGCUCUUCGCACCACGAGGGGGCCCGGGGGAGCUUGAAGCAUGGUCCCGCCAGAUCCGCCGCGCAUGCCCGGAGACCCAGAUUUGGAUCCAGAUCGGGACGCUGGGGGAGGCAAGAGCGCUCCUGCAGCUCUCCGAGAGGCCGGACGUGGUCGUCGUGCAGGGCGCAGAGGCGGGUGGCCACGGCCGGGCAACGGAUGGGAUGGGUCUCGUGACACUGCUUCCAGAGGUUGCGGAUGCGAUGGCAGGCUCCCGGAUCCCUCUGCUGGCUGCGGGGGGCAUCGCCGACGGGCGGGGCGCUGCGGCGGCGCUUUGUCUGGGGGCCUCGGGUGCGGUGAUGGGCACUCGAUUCCUGGCUUCUAGUGAGGCACGCAUCAGCAAGGGAUAUCAGAACGAGAUUGUGCGUGCUUCGGAUGGCGCGGUGGCGACCACGCGCACCCUGCUCUACAACCAUCUCAGGGGCACUUUUGGCUGGCCGGCGGAAUACGAACCAAGAACCAUCAUCAACAAAUCGUUUCUGGAACACCAGGAAGGCGUCCCCUUCGAUGAACUCAAAAGGCGCCAUGACGAGGCUGCGAAGACGGGCGAUAGUGGCUGGGGACCAGAGGGAAGGCUUGCAACCUACGCGGGGGCCUCGGUGGGACUGAUCCAUGGAGUGAAGGCUGCAGGUGAUAUCGUCCGAGAGGUGCAAUCAGAUGCUUUGGAGAAGCUCAGGUUGAUGAAUGCCAAGGGCAAGCUUUGA